AUGCGCGACACUUUUAAUGCCAUUAGGAUCAUCUAUUAUUCGUUGUCUCCCAGUAACAUCUGCAGCAGUGGCCAAAGCCAAAAGCAGAGAUUCAGAUCGGGUUUCAGCUAAAGCAGCAAUAGGAAGAGAAAGAAAGAGAAAACGAAAGAGAGAGACAGACAGAAAGAGAGAGAGGGAGCGAGAGAGAGGCUUAGUCAGUCUUAGUCAGUCUCCCUCCUCCCAAAUCUAGAAAAGCUCACCGAGGAGGCGCGGCGAGAGGAAUCCAGAGGAAUUUCUGUAAGGAAUAUUUCCUUUCUUUUCCACCACCAUCUCCCAUCUCUCUUGCAUUGCCUUUUUAUUCCACAAAAAAGUGAAAAGUUGGAGGUGAGGCAGAAAGAAGGCAGGAUCGAUGAUGGACGAGCAGCCUCGCUUGAUGCACUCUCACGGGGUAGGCAUGGCCGGACACCCCGGCCUGGCGCAGCAUUUGCCGGAUGGCACGGCGGGGACGGACGGCGAGGGAAGGAAGCAGGACAUCGGAGACAUAUUACAGCAAAUCAUGACCAUCACCGACCAAAGCUUGGACGAAGCACAAGCGAGGAAACAUGCACUGAACUGCCACAGAAUGAAACCUGCUCUCUUCAAUGUCUUGUGUGAAAUAAAGGAGAAAACAGUGCUGAGUAUUCGUGGUGCCCAGGAGGAGGAACCUCCCGAUCCCCAGCUGAUGCGCCUGGACAACAUGCUGCUGGCCGAGGGGGUCGCCGGGCCGGAGAAAGGCGGCGGGUCGGCAGCUGCAGCCGCGGCCGCUGCGGCCACUGGCGGUAUCGGCGCUGACAACUCGGCAGAACACUCUGACUACCGGGCCAAGCUGUCGCAGAUCCGACAGAUUUACCACACAGAGCUGGAGAAGUAUGAGCAGGCGUGCAACGAGUUCACCACCCAUGUGAUGAACCUGCUGAGGGAGCAGUCUCGAACACGACCCAUCUCUCCCAAAGAGAUUGAGCGCAUGGUCAGCAUCAUCCACCGCAAGUUCAGCUCCAUCCAGAUGCAGCUAAAGCAGAGCACCUGCGAGGCCGUCAUGAUCCUGCGCUCGCGCUUCCUCGACGCCAGGCGAAAGAGGAGGAACUUCAACAAACAGGCGACAGAGAUUCUAAACGAGUACUUUUACUCCCAUCUCAGUAACCCUUAUCCGAGCGAGGAGGCCAAAGAAGAGCUGGCCAAGAAAUGCAGCAUCACAGUGUCACAGGUCUCAAACUGGUUUGGCAACAAGAGAAUCCGCUACAAGAAAAACAUUGGCAAGUUCCAGGAGGAGGCCAACAUGUACGCGGCAAGGACUGCUGUCAAUGCCACCAGUGUGUCCGCACACGGCAGCCAGGCCAACUCCCCCUCCACUCCCAAUUCGGCAGGUUCUGCCGGCUCCUUUAACAUGUCAAACUCCGGAGACUUGUUCAUGAGUGUUCAGUCCCUCAAUGGGGACUCGUACCAAGGGGGGCAGGUUGGGGCCAACAUACAAUCCCAGGUGGAUACCCUUCGCCAUGUUAUCAGCCAGACCGGCGGAUACAGUGACAGCCUCGCCGCCAGCCAGAUGUACAGUCCACAGGGCAUCAACACAAAUGGCGGCUGGCAAGAUGCUCCGACCCCUUCAUCAGUGACAUCACCCACGGAAGGACCCGGAAGCGUUCAUUCGGACACCUCCAACUGAAUACAUCCACCUGUGCGCCGUCAACCUUGUAUGGAAAACCAGAACUGACCUACACAGUAUUAAACAAAGGAGUUCACAAUGCCGCUGUGCGCAGAGGUACUGUCGAAAAAGCCGAAUUGAGAAAAAGCAAAUAGUAUUUCCUCUGCUUGUAACCUUUGGACAUUUGGGAUACAAACAAUGAAAUUGUAAAGAAUCAGUGGAGAGGUUUGUACAGAGUUCUAUUCCGAGGGCUGGGCUUACUUAUGAUAAUUAUUAUUAUCAUUAUUAUUAUUAUUAUUAUUAUUAUUAUGGUCACCUGUUUCCACUUCCAGUGACAAAUGUUCCAAUAAAUAAAUCAAAGUUUUAAUGGUCAUUCUACCUCUCAGCCACUCAAAAGAAGAACAGCGUCAGUGACCGGGGUUUGUUUUGUAAAAAAUGAAAGUCGUCUUUGGAGCAAGAGGCACAUCUUCUUACUUAUUCUACAUUUUGUUGUCUCUCACCUAUUCUAUCCUAUGGUACGCCAUUUUAGACUAAUAUUGCUCAGUUGUUUACAAUGUGUGCUUGAUAAAAAAAAAUGUCCAUCCUUCCCCUGUGUCUCCGGCGUCUUUUACCCCAGUUGUGUCGGGACAUUUUGACCUCUAAGGUAACCCCUGUGAAGUAUGCUAUCUGUAAAACAAUAAAGAAAUACUUGUCAUCA
This is a messenger RNA of Dunckerocampus dactyliophorus (ringed pipefish), 2354 nucleotides long. RefSeq names its product pre-B-cell leukemia transcription factor 1. The transcript is spliced from 9 exons. The record is from RefSeq and is a predicted model, not a curated record. Gene Ontology annotation, biological process: brain development; eye development; animal organ morphogenesis. Gene Ontology annotation, molecular function: RNA polymerase II cis-regulatory region sequence-specific DNA binding; DNA-binding transcription factor activity, RNA polymerase II-specific. The coding region runs from base 389 to 1678 and encodes 429 amino acids. NCBI's taxonomy places the organism in Eukaryota, Metazoa, Chordata, Actinopteri, Syngnathiformes, Syngnathidae. Gene Ontology annotation, cellular component: nucleus.